AUGUUACUAAACAUUGAAGAUUCUAUUAAUCUAAAAGAAUAUUUUACACAACAAGGGCUGGAAAUUAUACGGCUUGAACCUACACAUCAUACGAAAUCAUCUCAUACUUGGAUUGAGAUUUGCGCUGUUAGUAACCUCUCGAUGCUCAUUGCCUGGAGGCAGUCUUCACAGCCAUUUCUCUCUGGACAUGAUAUAAUCUAUGCAUCUAUCAAAUAUCAAACACUAUGCAGCAAUCCAAAAUCUAUCUUAUACAGGCCUAUCAAAAAUAUCUCUGCUGAUGCAGUUGAAAAUUUCAUCGCCAACUAUGAUAUGGAGCUCUUCGAAUCCCAGACUGACAUUAAUUCCAAGCUCGAUGUCGUUAACUCAUUUGUUAACGAUGUACUAAAUGCUGUUGCUCCAGAACCUGUGAUCGUUUCCAAUCGACCACCAGUUCCAUGGAUGACUACUAAGCUUCGUGCAUUAAAAAGAAAAAGGGAUGCUUGCUACCGUGCUUCAAAACGAAAUUUUCUGGUUACCUGUUAA
Microplitis demolitor is the source of this 522-nucleotide messenger RNA. RefSeq lists its product as uncharacterized. Bases 1 to 522 code for a protein of 173 amino acids. NCBI's taxonomy places the organism in Eukaryota, Metazoa, Arthropoda, Insecta, Hymenoptera, Braconidae. The transcript has a single exon. The record is from RefSeq and is a predicted model, not a curated record.